AUGAUUCACAAAACCAUGUCUUCUUCACUGUUCUUCCUCUUCUUCACAAUAUUCACUUUCUGGGUAUUCUUCACUUCAUCCCAAGCUGAAGAAGACGACGUAAGAUGUCUCCGAGGUAUCAAAGAUUCCCUAGGAAAUUCCGAAAGCGGUAUUUCAUCAUGGAGUUUCAACAACAACACCGUAGGUUUCAUCUGUGAUUUUGCUGGUGUCGCUUGCUGGAACGUAAGAGAGAAUCGAGUUUUGGGCUUGGAGCUUAAGGGUAUGAAACUCACCGGUAAGAUCCCAGAAUCUUUGAAGUAUUGUGGACAAAACUUGCAAAAAUUGGAUCUUGGUUCAAAUUCAUUGAGUUCAGUGAUUCCAACGCAGAUCUGUAAUUGGAUGCCGUAUUUGGUAACAAUGGAUUUAUCUGGUAAUGAUCUUUCAGGUUCAAUUCCGAAUACUCUUGUGAAUUGUUCAUACUUGAAUGAGUUGAUGUUAUCUGAUAAUCGUCUUAGUGGUAGAAUACCUUAUGAAAUUGGUAGUUUAACUAGGCUUCAUAAGUUUUCUGUUGCUAAUAAUCAACUUAGUGGGAGUAUUCCAUCGUUUUUCAAUGGUUUUGAUAAGGAAGAUUUUGAUGGGAAUAGUGGUUUAUGUGGUGGGCCACUUGGUUCAAAGUGUGGUAGUAUGAGUAAGAAGAAUCUUGCUAUUAUUAUUGCGGCCGGUGUUUUCGGUGCGGCGGGUUCUUUGUUGUUGGCUUUUGGGUUAUGGUGGUGGUAUCAUAUUAGGUUGAGGAGGGAGAGGAGUAAGGAAGGGUAUGUGGUUGGCGGGGUUGACGAUUGGGCGUUGAGGUUGAGAGGUCAUAAGCUUGCGCAAGUUAAUCUUUUUCAGAAGCCGAUUGUGAAGGUUAAGCUUGGUGAUUUGAUGGCUGCGACGAAUAAUUUUAGUUCGGAGAAUGUUUUGAUUACGACGAGGACCGGUGCGACGUAUAGGGCAGAUUUACCGGACGGUUCGACGCUUGCGGUGAAGCGGUUGAGCACUUGUAAGAUUGGUGAGAAUCAGUUUAAGAAGGAGAUGAAUCGAUUGGGGCAGCUUAGGCAUCCGAAUUUGGCGCCUUUGUUAGGGUAUUGUGUUGUGGAAGAGGAGAAGCUUUUGGUUUAUAAGCAUAUGUCGAACGGGACGCUUUAUUCGUUGUUGCAUAAGAAUAGCGGCACGUUGGAUUGGUUGAUGAGGUUUAGGAUAGGGUUGGGUGCGGCGAGGGGACUCGCGUGGUUGCAUCAUGGUUGUCAUCCUCCGAUUAUACAGCAGAAUAUUUGUUCAAAUGUGAUUCUUGUUGACGAAGAAUUCGACGCUCGGAUAAUGGACUUUGGACUCGCGAGGCUUAUGACGUCUGACUCCAAUGGUAGUUUUGUGAACGGAGAUUUGGGGGAGCUCGGUUAUAUCGCUCCUGAGUAUUCGAGUACGAUGGUUGCUUCGUUGAAAGGAGACGUGUAUGGAUUCGGAGUUUUGCUUUUGGAGUUGGUCUCAGGGUGCAAGCCUCUCGAGGUGAACCGCGGCGAUGAAGAAUUUAAGGGUAACUUAGUGGAUUGGGUGAAUGUGCAUUCUAGUUCAGGCAAACUCAAGGAUUGCAUCGAUAAAGCAAUAUGUGGUAAAGGUAACGACGAGGAGAUUCUGCAGUUUCUGAAAAUCGCGUCCAAUUGCAUCGUUGCUCGCCCGAAAGAUAGGUGGUCUAUGUAUCAAGUUUAUCAUUCAUUGAAAACCAUUUCCAAAGACAAUAGUUUCUCCGAACAAGACGACGAGUUUCCAUUGAUCUUCGGUAAGCCAGAGAAUGAACCAACUUAA
Messenger RNA from Lathyrus sativus (Indian pea), 1818 nucleotides. The record is from the annotation of a GenBank genome assembly. NCBI's taxonomy places the organism in Eukaryota, Viridiplantae, Streptophyta, Magnoliopsida, Fabales, Fabaceae.